GGCCCCAACCUUCUUCCUACAACCCACCUGAAAGGAUACCACGCUUCAAUCAUCCAUCACGCAGUAAGUCAUCCGACCCAACCCGACUUUCCCUCUUCUGGCCGCAACCGCUAACAGCAUCACAGCUGCCCCAUCACAAUGCCUGCUAUCCGAAGAAGCCUGCAGGCACCUAGGCCCGACAAGCCUUAUCUGACUGAAGGCCAUAAUGUGAUCCUUAAGAUCGAAGAAGCUCUUAGGCGAAAUAAGGAUAUUAGAGAGGCCUGGUUUAAUAAGGAUAAUGCCAGCUGUAUUAGGAUAGCGAUCUUUAGUUGCAAGAUCCUCCUGCUUAUAUGGUCUAUCUAUAAAAACCCUCUAAUUAAUAAAGACUUCCUUAAAUGCAAGAAGCAGAAGCUUAAGGAUCUAGAAAGGAAGCUAUGCAGAGGGGUGCAGCCAAGCAGGAGGGAAAGGGGGUUCUUUAGGGCCCUUAACGGCGGCUUAUAUAACGAGUGGCUUAAGGAUAUCCGGUAGCAGGCUAAGGAGGUACUAGAGAAGACUAAGAACCUGUGAUGCGAUGUCUGGGAUAGAAGCGGGGUAAUCGCGGGGUUUAGAGGAAAAAUGUAUUGAGUUUUGUGUGAGUUUAGUU
Messenger RNA from Fusarium redolens, 622 nucleotides. RefSeq lists its product as uncharacterized. The transcript is spliced from 2 exons. The coding region runs from base 139 to 507 and encodes 122 amino acids. NCBI's taxonomy places the organism in Eukaryota, Fungi, Ascomycota, Sordariomycetes, Hypocreales, Nectriaceae. The record is from RefSeq and is a predicted model, not a curated record.